GUUCAAACGACCUUGAACAGUUUUGCCGGUAUCAGGAUACAGGAUAUCGAAACAGAAUGUCUAUAUUAUGAUAACGGAAAGCCACAUUGAUAUAAAGGGCAACAUUGCCCAGCAAGGGGCUACCCAAGUCAAUAAUAUUAAUUUUACCCCAGCAUACACUACUGAAGAUAUCAAUCGCCUCUGCCUCCGCACUCUGCAAUGCCCCGACUCCCUAGUUAUUAAACAUCGGCUAAAAAAGAAUAAGGACAAGUUACUUCCCCAAUUAAUUAAAUAGAUCCUUUAACAUCUGAAAUAUAAGAGUUGGCAAGAUGGUGAUAAACUUUGUCUCCUUUGGAUCAAGGGUGGCACUAGCAAAGGAAAGACUAUGAUAUCUAUCGGUAUUAUUGAGAGGCUUUUACUUGCCCAAG
Aspergillus alliaceus is the source of this 407-nucleotide messenger RNA. RefSeq lists its product as uncharacterized. The record is from RefSeq and is a predicted model, not a curated record. The coding region runs from base 68 to 274 and encodes 68 amino acids. The transcript has 3 exons. Lineage: Eukaryota; Fungi; Ascomycota; Eurotiomycetes; Eurotiales; Aspergillaceae.